AUGGCUAAAGCUAGUACACCAAAGAGGGGUGAAUCUAAGAAUUCAAGCAAGAAAUCUACUCCAGUCAAUACUCCAUCCAAACAAAAGAAGAAGAACAGUAAGAAGAGUACACCAGCCAAAGAAGAAUCUAAGGAUAAUGUUCCAACAAAGAGAAUCUCUAAUGCUGUUGAACAACUAAACAAGUACACAACUGAAUCAAAAGAAAAAGAUGACGGUAAAAAAUCUUUACUUGAUGAUGAAGAUGAAUUAAAUAAAUCCUUAAACCUUAUCGUUGUCAACACUACAUCAUUUUCGGGUCCAACUAAGAACUUUAAAUUGAAGAUGCUUGAAGUUGGUCAUUCUUUAUAUGCUCCAUGGAAGGAGGCUAGUACUACUUCUGUCAAAGACUUUAAAACUUUAUUGAUCCUAAAGGAUAACGACCAUGGAAAAGUUUCAGAAGAUGACCUAAAUGAAACUCUGAACGAAUCAAGCAUUGGUAUUGAUGAAAUAAUAACCGGUAAAGAGUUGAAGACCACAUACAAAGCGUUUGAAACAAGAAGAGCCUUCAUUUCUCAAUUCUCUCUGAUUUUAGCUGACGACAGUAUUAUUACCUCAUUGCCAAAGUUAUUAGGUAGUAAAGCUUACUCUAAAUUAGAAACUACACCAAUACCAAUAAGGACACAUUCUAAUAAGGAAUUUUCAAAUGUUACUUUAGUCAAUUCUAUUAAGAAGGUUUAUCUACAUCAAUUGCCUGUUAAAAUUCCUCGAGGUACAACUAUGAACGUUCAUUUAGGUAACUUAGAAUGGUUCAAACCUGAAGAACUUGUCGAAAAUGUCGAUUCUGUUACCAAGAAAUUGAUUGAAUUAUACAAUAUUAGAUCUAUCUUUAUUAAGAGUAACCAAUCCCCAGUUCUGCCAUUGUACUACAACAAUGAUCUUCUUGAAGAAUUGGCUGCCGCAAAGAAAGAUGCUAUUGCUCAUCAAAAUGAUACUAUUAAGAUUGACGGUGUUGAAGUUCAAUUAUCAAACUUUGACAAGGCCUUAAUGGAAAUUGCUAAUCCAAAGGAAUUGACCAAUUUAUUUGCUAAGCAAAUUUCUGAUGCUAAGAGAUCCAUUGAUGAUGAAGAUAAAGUGGAAGAAAAACAAAUUAAGAAAGCCAAGAAAUAA
This is a messenger RNA of Maudiozyma barnettii, 1146 nucleotides long. RefSeq names its product Cic1p (gene CIC1). Lineage: Eukaryota; Fungi; Ascomycota; Saccharomycetes; Saccharomycetales; Saccharomycetaceae. The transcript has a single exon. Bases 1 to 1146 code for a protein of 381 amino acids. The record is from RefSeq and is a predicted model, not a curated record.